CACCACGAUCGGAGGAACCCCGAACAGCGGGGACCAGAGCCCUCUGCUGCAGGCCAGCGGCAGCGUCUCGGGGUCGACCAUGCAGGAUGACAAGUCGGCAAGGAAGCGGACCGAAGACAAGAGCAAUAGCAUCUGUAUUUUAGAUUGAAAGGCGACUGGAGACAAAAAAGAUGUGGCUAAAGGCGCUUGUUUUACUGACUUUGAUCGGAUAUGUGGCGGCCCAAUGCAAUGUGUGUCAAAGUGCCAGCAAUGUCGCUUGUCAUAGUGAAACCACCUUUUCCAUCUGCUAUGACGGAGUGCCAUCAUAUGAUCUCUUGCCAUGUCCAAAGGACUUUUAUUGCACAGAUGGCUUUUACACUUGCUAUGAAAAUGCUGAUCCAGUUUGCCAAACAGAAAAUGACAGUACCACCACCGAGAUCCAGACAACGACAACCACUGCUAUCCCAACUACCACGACCACCACUGAGAUCCCAACUACCACAGUGACCACUGAGAUCCCAACUACCACAAUAACAACUGAGAUCCCAACUACCACAGUGACCACUGAGAUCCCAACGACCACUCCCACUACCACGACAACCACUGAGAUCCCAAAUACCACAACAACUACUGAGAUCCCAACUACCACUCCCACUAGCACGACAACCACUGAGAUCCCAACUACCACAACGACCACUGAGAUCCCAACUACCACAACAACUACUGAGAUCCCAACUACCACUCCUACUACCACAACAACUACUGAGAUCCCAACUACCACUCCUACUACCACAACAACAACUGAGAUCCCCACUACCACAACAACCACGGAGACCCCAACUACUACUUCGACUGAAGCUCCGUGGGAUGCCGAUGAUAUCUGUCAGCAAUACUCUAAGAACACCUUUUUCGAAAACGUCGAUGAUCCCACCUGCACCACUUUUAUAACCUGUACAGUUGAUGCCGACGGAACUCAUUCCACAAAAGUCACUUCAUGCAAGGCUAAUCAGUAUUUCAGUACGAGCUUGAAGGUUUGUACCGCCACAAGGCCGGAUGGAUGCGUGGAGGAGACAACCACUGUAGACACCACUACGCCAACCACCACUACCGUGAUCACCACUACCCCAACAACCACCACCACCGUGAGCACCACUACUCCAACCACCACCACCGUGACUACAACAACGGCUAGUACCACCACAGCGGAACCUUGGAGCGCUGAGGCCACUUGCUUGACUGUCACUAAGACCACUCUGUUUCAAAACCAAGACGAUCCGACAUGCACUACGUAUUUAUAUUGUUAUGUUGUCAAUGGAUCGGCGACAGCUUUGAUAAAGAACUGUAAGACCAACCAAUACUAUGAUGUUUCCUUGAAAACCUGCACCGCUACCAAGCCGGACUACUGCACUUAAUUUUUAUGUUCGAACAGCAUUAAUCGUUCAUUAUCAGAUUUAUUGAUUACCAAUAAAAAAUGUGAUUUCUUUGAAUAAUAAAAAGA
Messenger RNA from Drosophila yakuba, 1477 nucleotides. RefSeq names its product salivary glue protein Sgs-3. The record is from RefSeq and is a predicted model, not a curated record. The transcript is spliced from 6 exons. NCBI's taxonomy places the organism in Eukaryota, Metazoa, Arthropoda, Insecta, Diptera, Drosophilidae. Gene Ontology annotation, cellular component: extracellular region. Gene Ontology annotation, molecular function: chitin binding. Bases 171 to 1391 code for a protein of 406 amino acids.